This is a messenger RNA of Aaosphaeria arxii CBS 175.79, 1746 nucleotides long. RefSeq names its product autophagy-related protein-like protein 22. The record is from RefSeq and is a predicted model, not a curated record. The transcript is spliced from 3 exons. Lineage: Eukaryota; Fungi; Ascomycota; Dothideomycetes; Pleosporales. Gene Ontology annotation, biological process: amino acid transmembrane export from vacuole. The coding region runs from base 1 to 1746 and encodes 581 amino acids.
AUGUCUUUUGAAGAGGAAGAAGGCGAAGAUUUGAGGCGUCGUGGCGGCUCCCGCUAUUCUGGGGAGGAUACUAGCCUAACGACACCUCGAGAGCUUAAUGGCUGGUAUUCGUACGCCAUUGCAGCUGAGGUCUUCGCUGUUGUUGGAGUUGGAUCGUUUCUUCCAGUGACUCUAGAACAGCUUGCUCGCGGUCAAGGUUUCUUCUUCUCGGAUAGGACCAAACCAUGUGUUGCUCCAUACCAAUCCGGUUCAGCCGAAAACCCAAGCACGAUUCGGAUUCGCGCCGAUGGACAAGAAGAUCAAUGUGUGGUCCGUUUCCUAGGUUCUGAAGUUACGACAGCAUCGUUUGCAAUGUAUACUUUUUCAGCGGCAGUGUUAAUGCAAGCCAUUACUCUUGUCUGUUUUUCAUCGUUUGCAGAUCAUGGACCAUAUCGCAAGAAGAUGUUGAUGGCAUUUGCAUAUAUUGGCUCUAUUGCUAGCGCUCUCUUUAUAUUCAUAUCACCAGGCGUCUAUUUCUUAGCUCCAAUCCUCGUCAUUAUCGGAGUAACCUGCCUUGGGUGCUCAUUCACUCUUCUUAACGCCUUUCUUCCACUCUUGGUGUCGAAUCAUCACGAAACAUCCAGACCCAUGGACGAAUCUUCCACAGAUGUCGAACUCGAAGGCCUCACUUCCGGCUCUACUACAUUCCACCGUUCAGAUCCUACGAAACUAUCUCGCGAUCUUGCUCUUUCCGCCAAACUAUCUUCGAAAGGUGUUGGUCUAGGCUACGUAGCUGCAGUAUGCGUCCAAAUCGUCGGCAUCUUGAUCCUCUUCCUAUUCUCGAAAACCACGAUCGCAAAAGCGAAUCCCAGUCUACCUAUGCGAGUCAUCCUUUUGAUGGUCGGUAUUUGGUGGGCAGUUUUCACCAUCCCAACCUACAAAUGGCUUCGAGCCCGACCGGGCCCCCCUCUACCCACGCAGUCCAGCUUCCAGCGUUCUUCCAAGUUCCGCACCUUUCUGUUCUAUACCAAGUUCUCGUUUUCGUCGUUUUGGAAUACGAUCAAGCGCGCUCUUCAGCUUCGUCAAGCCGUCAUCUUCCUCAUAGCUUGGUUCCUAUUAUCUGACGCAAUAGCCACCAUCUCCGGAACGGCAGUGUUGUUCGCCCGCACAGAGCUGAAAAUGGGAACCAUUGCCAUAGCCCUUCUUUCCAUCACAUCGAUCUCGUUCGGUAUUGUAGGCGCUUUUGCCUGGCCGCGUGUCGCUUCUCGGUACAGCCUCACUUCCAAGCAGGUCUUGCUGGGUUGUGUGAUACUGAUGGAGAUUGUCCCGCUCUACGGUCUCUUGGGAUAUGUACCCUUCAUCCGUAAACUUGGGUUUCUGGGGCUGCAGAAAGCCUGGGAAAUAUAUCCCCUUGGCAUCGUACAUGGUCUCAUCAUGGGUGGCAUAUCCUCUUAUGCGAGAUCAGUGUAUGCUCCGCUGAUCCCGGAAGGCAGCGAGGCCGCUUUCUUUGCAUUGUAUGCUGUUACGGACAAGGGUAGCAGUGCGGUAGGUCCAGCGCUGGUCGGCUGGAUCGUCGAUCGUGCGGGCACCAUUAGACCGGCGUUCAUAUUUCUGGCAAUCCUCGUGUUGCUGCCGGGACCUUUGCUGUACUGGCUGGACAUUGAGCGAGGCCGAGAAGAUGCUGCGAGGAUGGCAGGCAAGGGAAAAGAUCAGUACGAGCCAGUGCGGUUCGACAGUUUCGAGAUUGAUGAUGAUUUAGAGAAUUAG